UCACGGCGAAGACACAUGCGCCGGGGAGCGGCGGUGGAGGGGAGGAUUGCCCGCCGCGCCGCCCGCCGCGGCCGUCUUCCUCCUCCCUCCAUCUCUCCCUCGGACCCUCCCAAUGGCGGCUCCUCGGCGCGGAGUGCAGCGAGCAGGCGCAGCAGCUUUUGUGUGUGGGCGACCGCCGUGGGGCUGCACAAGGCCGUCUCCCGCAUCCCUCGAGGGCUCCGACGCCAUCGAUGAUCGCCCGCACCACCAACCCCAACUCCGGCGACCGGCCACCGGGCCACCAAGUGCAUCUUCGAGCUCUACCAUGAUGGCAAGGCCCGGCGCUGUGAAGAAUAUUGAAAGCUGGGACGAGUUUACAAAGCAUUUUGUGAAAUCAGAGGACAAGCUGGUGGUGCUGGUAUUCAUGGCGCCGUGGUCGGAGCCGUGGAAGCUGAUGAGGCCGGCGGUGGAGAAGAUGGCGUCGGGGCUGAAGAGCGAGGAGGCCGAGGUGUGCACGAUCAGCGUCGACCGGUUCAACACGCUGGGGCGGCUGCUGCGGGUGGAGGCGCUGCCGACGUUCGUGCUGGUGAAGAGGCACCGGGCGGUGGCUCGCGUCGUCGGCGUCAACCGGGACGAUCUUCACAGCAGCAUCAACAAGCACCUCGCACCACCCUCUUCUUCUCCACAACCCAUUAAUAUUUCUUAGUGCUGUUGAUGAUUCUUGGUUGAUUGCAUGAUAUAAUCGAGUAAUGCCAUGCGUCUUAAUUAUGAGUUGUAAUUGUUUAUCACAUACUGUAUUUGAGACAUAUUCAACCUUGUUUCGAGAAAAAAAAAUGGAGAUGAAAAAAAAAUCUAUUCAUACUUAUAGAUUUUCUUUGAAGAAUUUGUCUUGAUAGGGUUGACACGCAGUUAGCACGAGAGAACUUCCGUAGCUUGCCUUCUGUACCUGUAUGGCUGUAUCGAUAUGUAUGCGUGUCUUCUACGCAGCUAAGAUAUGAAAUAUAUCAUAUGAGGCUGUGGAGAAAUUGACUAAUUUAUACUCCUACGAGAAAAAUAAUUAAUGCUUUCA
Messenger RNA from Oryza sativa Japonica Group (Japanese rice), 1048 nucleotides. Its product is annotated as thioredoxin H2-2-like. The record is from RefSeq and is a predicted model, not a curated record. Lineage: Eukaryota; Viridiplantae; Streptophyta; Magnoliopsida; Poales; Poaceae.